Molecule: messenger RNA, 2532 nt
Organism: Closterium sp. Naga37s-1
Lineage: Eukaryota; Viridiplantae; Streptophyta; Zygnematophyceae; Desmidiales; Closteriaceae
Source: the annotation of a GenBank genome assembly
AUGGACGUCGCUCGUGUCCCGUCGUGGCGGGAGCCCCUCUCUCCACAGCGGCUUCGUGAGUGGUACUCUCGGCGCUAUCGAGGUGCUGCUGGUGCUGGAGCUGCUGGAGGUGCUGGAGGUGCGACUGGAGCUACUGGAGGUGCUGGCGCUGCUGGAGGUGGUGCUGGUGCUGGAGCUGCUGGAGGUGCUGCUGGUGCUGGAGCUGCUGGAGGUGCUGUUGGUGCUGUAGGUGCUGGAGGUGCUCCUGGAGCUACUGGAGGUGCUGGCGCUCCUGGAGGUGGUGCUGGUGCUGGAGCUACUGGAGGUGCUGCUGGUGCUGGAGCUGCUGGAGGUGCUGGUGCUGCUGGAGGUGGUGCUGCUGCUGGAGCUGCUGGAGGUGCUGCUGGUGCUGGUGCUGGAGCUGCUGGAGGUGCUGCUGGGAUUGGAGACCCUGGGGCUGAGGGUACCGGUUCUGUCUCUGCUGUUUCUCGAGGCGCUGCGCGGCCGCGGCCGUACUACGUUCCCCUCCUUCAGCAGGUUCUUGGCUCCCCGCCUUCUCCUGGUCCUCCUCCUCCUUUCCUGAGUCCACCGCCUGUCCAGUCUCAGUCGCAGUUGCAGCCGGCCCCUCCCCUGCCUGGUCCUUCUCCUUACUCUGGUCCGACUAGAGGUCUUACGGAGCGUCGUGAGCCUGAGUCGCGUCCUGUGUCGCCUGCGUCUCGUUCUGCGUUGCCUGUCCGCACUGUUCGCGCUGGUCGUGUUUCGCGUCCACGUCUUCCUCCUGUCCCCGGCAGUCACUCUAUGACACUGCGUCCUUCUACUGCUUCACAGCGUGUCCCUCUGCCCUCUCGUCCUGCGUCCUCUCUUCCUGACGGUCCGGACCCGGAGUCUGACUCCCUUCGUGCUGCUAGUCCUACUGUCACGCGCUUUCUGGCCACUGCUGUCACUGACCCUCUACAUCGCUCUUACGCAGAGGCGAUAGAGGGUCCCUACUCUUCUCAGUGGCAGGCAGCCAUGGACGCAGAGAUGGCUUCCUGGAAGUCCACAGGCACCUACGUAGACGAGGUUCCCCCACCUGGGGCGAACAUUGUCAGUGGCAUGUGGAUCUUCAGGGUGAAGCGGCCGCCGGGUUCUCCGCCUGCCUUCAAGGCGCGUUACGUUGCACGUGGCUUCAGUCAGCGACAGGGAGUUGACUUCUUUCAGACCUUCUCCCCUACCCCGAAGAUGACCACUCUUCGGGUACUGCUGCACGUUGCUGCUCAGCGUGACUACGAGCUCCACUCGCUUGACUUCAGCACAGCCUUCCUACAGGGCAGCCUGCACGAGGAGAUCUGGCUGCGCCGCCCACCUGGCUUCACUGGGUCGUUUCCUGCUGGUACCCAGUGGAGCCUCCGGCGGCCAGUCUACGGUCUCCGCCAGGCGCCCCGUGAGUGGCACGACACGCUCAGGACGACUCUUGCUGCUCUUGGUUUUGCUCCUUCCACUGCUGACCCUUCUCUGUUUCUACGCACUGACGCUACUCUGCCGCCGUUCUACGUUCUUGUGUACGUAGACGACCUUGUCUUUGCUACUGCUGACACGGAGGCACUCGCCCACGUGAAGUCCGAGCUGCAGAAGAGACACACGUGCACAGACCUGGGUGAGCUGACAAGCUAUCUUGGCUUGCGGAUCACCCGGGACAGAGCACAGCGCACCAUUACCUUGACUCAGUCACACAUGGUGCAGCAGGUCCUUCAGAGCUUCGGCUUCACCUACUCCUCGCCACAGUCCACUCCUCUGCCUACCGGUCACUCGCUCUCAGCUCCACCUUCGGACGAGUCCGUAGAGCCGAGUGGCCCGUAUCCAGAGCUUGUGGGCUGCCUCAUGUACCUGAUGACUUGCACACGACCUGACCUCGCAUACCCUCUCAGCCUUCUGGCUCGCUACGUGGCUCCCGGCAGGCACCGAAAGGUGCACUGGGAUGCUGCGAAGAGGGUGUUGCGAUACUUGUGCAGUACAUCGGGCAUGGGGCUCGUGCUUGGAGGACGGGCUCGAGUUGUCCUCACUGGUCACGCUGACGCCUCCUGGGUUGACGACUUGGCUACGCAUCGGUCGUCACAGGGUUACAUCUUCAGCCUUGGCUCCGCGCGCCCUGCUGCCCUGCAGCCCUGUGCGCCCUGCAGCCCUGCGCGCCCUGCUGCCCUGCAGCCCUGUGCGCCCUACUGCCCUGUGCGCCCCGCGCGCCCUGCAGCCCUGCGCGCCACGCGCGCCCUGCUGCCCUGCUGCCCUGUGCGCCCCGCGCGCCCUGCAGCCCUGCUGCGCCCCGCGCGCCCUGCUGCCCUGCUGCCCUGUGUGCCCCGCGCGCCCUGCAGCCCUGUGCGCCCCGCGCGCCCUGCUGCCCUGCUGCCCUGUGUGCCCUGCUGGCCUCCAGCCCUGUGCGCCCUGCUGCCCUCUGCACUCGCCAUGCACAGCCCCCCCCCCCCCCCCCCCCCCCCCCCCCCCUCCUUCUCCUCCCUCUCCCUGCUGCACGUGCAGCAGUUUGGGUGGGUAAGGGGGGGAGGGGAGGGGAGGUUGUGA